GGGAUGGUGCUCACGUCCUCGCCGUUCAACCUUUUCACCACGGUGGUUUUCCCCGCGUUGUCCAAACCCCUGAAGGCGACAGGUUAGGGAAACCAGCUACAAACUUGCUAGCAUGCUAACCACUGUGCUCUUAUAAAUUCUUAUUUCUAACUCUUGCACACUUGUAAACUUGUUUAUAUGCCUCUCGGUACAUAAACGAUAAAAAAAAUAGCAACGUAGUUAAGCAAGCACUCGUGUAGCACAAUGUGUUUUAAACGCUGCUGUCAUGCUAUUGCUAGCUAGGCUCUCACAGUGAAGGAUACAAUAUUAGUAGUCUCAUCUCUCGCUCUUUCUGCUUCAUUUUCUUCAGGAUAGUCAGCAAGCCCAUCGCGACGAUGUACGGCCCAGUUGCACCUGAUUCGGUUAAAAAGUGAUUAUUCUUGAGGUUGCUUUCUGCUGUUGUAAGCGUCUAUCGUGGACAUAGUCGGCAAGGAAAUGGCUCUCUCUAAACAAGCCCCACCCCUUGCACCCAUCUUAUUGGUCCAAUUUUCACACGGCGAACGUUGAUUGAACGAUGCUGAUGUCUUUCCAAGCCUUAAAGGCGUGGUCGAAGCAGUGCUGUUUCCGGUUGUGCGCCCUCAUGUGGCCAGAAACUCGUAUUUUUGCAUCAAGUGAACUAUUAUGCUUUUCCACUUUUCUGACCUAUAAAUGGAGUUACAAUGUUAAAUGCCCUUUAGGACUUCUAACAAAAGCUUCUGGAAACAAGAAAACACACAUGCACAUGGUAAUAUACCAAGGCCGACAAACCUAUGAGUUGGUUUUUUUCAUUUAACUUCAUCGUCCCAGGUCCGGGUUUACCCCAGAACCCUCCACCCCCACCGUUUUUGUGUGUGUGCGCGUGCGUGCUUGUGUGUGGGUGGGGUGGGGGUGGCGUUGAGUGGGAGAGGGUGUUAAAUCCACGCCACCCAAAUUCCUGCUUCGCUCCAGCUGGUUUAAAAUAAAGUGAAAGUGAAAACGGUCGCCUGUAGCGUCACCGUCUGACGCUUCUUGGCGGACCCGUACCACACACCACACCGGCCGGCAUUCUUGGAAGCCGCGACCCCCUCCUUUCCCAGCUGGGAAGUUUUGCAGCACUGCAGCAGUUUUUAUACAGAAGGUCUGGGUCUGCGUCACAUGGAGAGAACAUGAAGGUCCAGCCUGAUGUUGCAUGGAAGUGACUGCAUUCCACUGGAGCUGAGAUGUCCCCCCUCUUCAUGGAGACCAACUGUGAGCCCACCAGCCCUGGAUCUGGCUCUGAUGAGGGACACUCUGAGAGAGAGACGGAGGGACACGUGUUGGGGGAAAGGGGGACUAAAAGACGGUUGAAGAACAGAGACGCAGCCAGGAAGAGCCGGAAAAAACAAACCGAGAGAGCGGAUGAACUCCACCAGGAGCUGGAGCAGCUGGAGCAGUCCAACUCGGCUCUCCAAAAAGAGAUUAGAGCCUUGAAAAAAGACGUCCAUCACUACACGACGGUUCUGGAGCGCCACGAGCCCUUCUGUCGCCUCAUGAUGUCCAACGUCUCCGCCUCGUCCACCGUCAGCCCCGGGCCGUCCACAGCCUCCAGCCUGGGUCCUCAAUCCGUAGACCUCAGCGAAGGCACUUGUCUGUCACCCUCCGCCCUCUUUUCCUCCAGUCUUUUCACUCCUGCUCCACAUUCCCUCUUUUGCCAAAGUUCCUCCACGCCAGCCAAGGAUGAGAUUGAAAAUCUUUUCCACACUGAAUUUCAAGGUUUGCCCGCUUCUUCCACGCUCCUCCCUGACGACAUCCUGGCAUCUCCACCUUUUCCUGCCGACACUUUGGGAGCACCCCUGGUUGAUCCCCAUGGAUUCACUGGAAAUCCAAACAAUUCUGACUCCCAGCGUCCUCCAAUUUCGGCACAAACUAGUCGGGAUGUCACCUUGGAGCCAAGCGAGGAGCUCAUGUCAGCCCCCGACCCCCUGCUGUCCCUGAUUCCCAUUCCCAGUUCUUCCGGCAACCUUCAGGCACCCAGCAGCACCCAGGAUGGACCAUUCCAACCAAAUGCUAGCUCGCUGGCUAUGAUAGAGGAACGUCCAGGGGAGCUGUCAUUGUUUGACCUACUGAAGGACAAUGAGUGGAUUCUGAGUGCGGAGACUCGUGAUCAGUAGUCUGCAUACACUGAAGGAUUUAUUUGAACCUUUCUUUUUGUGGAAUUUAAUGUUUAUGUAUGGUUAUGUAUGUCUCCAAUGAUUACUUUAAAAAAAAUAAUUGGAGGGCAGAAGAUUGAAUUUAUGUUCUCAAAUUUGCACAACGUCACAUUUAUAUAUUCGUUAAAAGCCAUUCAUGAAUGGUGGGUCGCGGAACCGCGUUCAGUGAGUCGCAGGCUAAAAAAAAAAAAUAUUUAAUGACGCCUCACGUCUGUGCUAUUUGCUGUGUGUCAUGUUUUACCUCUCAUCCAGGUCCAUGGUCAGAUUCCACUCACCAGAUAUAUACAGUAUGUACUGAAAGCCUUUACACACUUUUUGGUUCAAAUCAUUUCUCUUAUUAUUAUAUAUUUUUAUAAUACAUAAAAAUGUAUUGUUCCUGAAACUAGUCUCCUGCUGGAACACUGUGUUGUGUUGCACUACCUCAAAUUCAAACCGUCCUUGAAUUGCUACUGAUUUAGGUGAUUGAACCAGUAUGUAAAACUCUGACCUGAAAAAAAAUCCACAUCCAUUUUCUAUGCUGCUUACCCUCACGAGGGUCCUGUGGGUAUGCUGGAGCCUAUCCCAUCUGACUUCGGGCCCGGUACACCCUGGACUGGUGGCCAGCCAAUCACAAGGCACAUAUAGACAAACAACCAUUCACACUCACAUUCAUACCUAUGCACAAUUUGGAGUCGCUAAUUAACCUAGCAUGUUUUUGGAAUGCGGGAGGAGAAAAUCCACACACAGAGACCAUGCUAACUCCACAUGGACAUGCCCAAGCGGAGAUUCCAACCCCGACCCAAUCCACCCGAUCUCAUGACUAUGUGCCAGCAUGCUAACCACUCGACCAUCGUGCGGUUAAUCCACCCAAGCGCCCUAAAUUAAUGGAAGACAUUCAUAUUCAAUUCACGAAUGGGUGUAUGUGAACUUGUUACCUGAAAGUUUGUCCAAAAGGACAUUUCUAAAAGACCGUCCUGCCUCAAACAGAACACACUGGAAGAUAUCUUGCAUUAAUAUAUGUAUUUUUUCACCAAAUUGACUAUUUAAUGUCGUUUUUUUAUAACAUGUUUGUUCAAUCAUCAUAUUUACAAAUACAGAAAGUGAUGUGACUUGACCAAUUAGCUUGUAUCAAUUUUGACGUUUGCUGCAGCAUUGCUGGGAAAAGACAAACGAGUGGUGAA
Molecule: messenger RNA, 3346 nt
Organism: Doryrhamphus excisus (bluestripe pipefish)
Lineage: Eukaryota; Metazoa; Chordata; Actinopteri; Syngnathiformes; Syngnathidae
Gene: batf2
Product: basic leucine zipper ATF-like transcription factor 2
Biological process (GO): regulation of transcription by RNA polymerase II
Cellular component (GO): nucleus
Molecular function (GO): DNA-binding transcription factor activity, RNA polymerase II-specific; RNA polymerase II cis-regulatory region sequence-specific DNA binding
Source: RefSeq, a predicted model, not a curated record